Messenger RNA from Xylona heveae TC161, 1188 nucleotides. RefSeq lists its product as hypothetical. The transcript is spliced from 3 exons. Bases 1 to 1188 code for a protein of 395 amino acids. NCBI's taxonomy places the organism in Eukaryota, Fungi, Ascomycota, Xylonomycetes, Xylonales, Xylonaceae. The record is from RefSeq and is a predicted model, not a curated record.
AUGGAAGGCAGCAGCCGCUCACAACGGCUAAAUGAUCCGGCAGUAUAUGCGACAACGCAAGCUGCAGGCCAGAAUCCAGCGCGCCGGACUGGUAUUGACCGUUUCAGGCAGCAACCGCUACUAGCUGCACGCUCACCGAGCUCUGCACCGCAAGUUGGACGAGCUGAGGCCAAUGCCGGCUACGGUUUUGGAUAUGCUGAGCCCUCCCAGUAUGGCACGCCCGCCGCAUUGCCCACCAAUCCAAUGUCGUACCCAGCUACAGCAACAGCAGCCGCAUAUACACCCGAUCAGCCUCGGCCGCAGAAUACAUACACACAGUACGGGUCAAGCCUGAUGUACAACGUCCCGCAGCAACCUCAACCGUCGUAUGAUCCGACCCAGACCUACCAGCCACGGCAGUCAGCGGCCCUCGAGGUGCUGUCGACACAAUUUGGGGUUCCACAAUCAUACUUCGUGCCAGGCGAACCCGCUAGUGCGCAAGGAUCUGGAUUAACACCGCAACACGCGUCGUCUCAAUUCCCUUCUUUGCCUUAUUCCCAGCAAACCGCCGCAGAUCAGCGAGCUUCUGUUAGCCAGCCCUACUCUGCCGGGAUGCCAGAACUUUCAGAAACCGCUACAUCGGAAGCGUUGGAACAACAGCAGAAUCUUGCACAGGAACCAUCCAGCUAUGAUGAGGCAUACAAUCAAUAUCAGAUGGCGCUAAGGCAAACCUUUGAAAACGCUCAUCAUGGCCGACUUGUUGAGGCUGGACAGUCUCUGCUCCAGAUUUCCGAAUGGCUUCUCGGCCAUGCCGAAGAUUUGGGACUAGUUCGAGACGAGCAGGAGCUCCACAAUGACAGGAUCAAAUUAUGGACAGAGUUCAAUACCUGUUGGCUCGCUGUGCUUCAAAAACAAAAGGACAUGACGCAUGAUAUGCUCAACAGAGGGCUCCGGCCGCAACCGCCACAAAGCAUGCUUGGAGUCGAGUACUUGGAGAAGAUGGGAAGAGACCUUGUUCGGAUGUGUGAUCCCAUGGAACAGCAUGGCCUCGUCGAUUACCAAAUGGGUGUGUGGGAGGAACAAAUCAUAAGCAUCCUAUCUGAAUGUUUGGACCUCCUUGAAGAUGGCAGCGGUCAAGCGGCGGGCUCAGGGGAGAGAACACAAGUCUCCCAGACCUCUGCAUCUGGGCAUGGCUCAAGUGGCCGAUGA